AUGUUUUGUCGGCCUACAUUCAUAGGAGGUAUGGUUAUUGUGGCAGUCGCGAAGACCUUGGGGAUUUUAUGUAUGUUAAUGUUUUUACACAGUUGUUUAGGAGUGUUGUGAUAAUGUUGGACUUAUUAAUUCAGAUUCAUCGGAUGGUUCUCCAAGACAGCCCCUGAAGUCAGAAGGGAUGGGACAGAACACCGCUACCUGUGUUCUCGUCUGUGUAAUAUGGAUUUUAAAUCUCUGUAACGGUACGACCAUACCCCAUACUUGUUUACUAUUAUUGCUACUAAAGCUGUUAUAGUUUCAUAGCGAACCACUUGGGAAUUGUCUUUAAUAAAGAUGUUGAAAUCGUUUGCCCUUCACUGUGUUGUAAUAGCAAUAACAUUUUUGAACAACCCUGCGCGUGUCAUGAAUUCAAAUACCCUUCUUGAAAACUGAAUUAAAAUCGGCUAACUGUUCUGACUGGACAGGAGCGAACAUCAAAAGAUUUGCCGACGGCCAUGUUGGUUAACUUAAUGGAGUAGGCGCUAACCGCGACCGACAAGCCUCGUUAGCAUUGUAUUACGAUCCAAUUUAUAAUGCGGCCAAACUAGAAGGCAGUUAUUUAAGUCGUAGACGUAGGCAAGCCUAUCUUAGACUUAGACAAUGUUAAUAGUGAAUGAUAUGAAACCAGGAAUGGAAUGCAGUAUAAUACAACGGAACGAGGUCACAUGACCCCUAAUUUUCUGACCUCAAUUCGGGUUAAUGCUUAACAAAAAUUACCCCCCUCCUCCCGACUGGUGCAUUGUCCAGGAUUAAAAAAAGGGGUUGGGGGGUACUUAUUAAAAGGCGUGAGUUUAAAAAAUAGGUUGUUAUUAAAUUAAAAGGUGUGGGUUUAAAUCAGCUCACAAUCAAUCACAUUCACAUCCCUGAAAAUCUAAGAAUAUAAUUAUAAAAAUAAAUGAAAUAUAAUAAUAUCAUUAUAAUUAGAUUUAGUUUAAGUUUAGUGAAUCAAUUAGUCAUAGUCAGAAUAGUCUGUAUACUAUAAUAACUUAUAAUUAUAAGUCUCUAUAAUUAUAAGUCAUAGUCAUAGUAAUUAAUUGACCAACUUUUCAUUUCACCGGCCUAUUUUCAAACAAAGGCAUUUUUUAUAAAUUAUAAUCAGUUUCAUAAUUUAUUUAUUAUAACUUUUUCCAAAUAUAAAGUAACCUUAAAAUACUUAAAUUAACAGUUUAGGUAAGCUGUGUGGUAAAUUAAGAGGGUGAUUUUCUCUAAACAUCUAAAUCUAGUAGAUGAUCUACAAUUAAUUUAUAUUUAUUUUUGUCCACAAAUUGUGAUCCUUGUGUGAAAUUAUGAAUUAUAUUUAUAAACUAGCCGAUAUACCCGCCAUUUGCCUGGAUAGCGUGUGGAAUAAAGGAACUUCAACUGCCUUAUAAUUGACAUUAAAUUUAAGCACUGUGUACAAAAAAACACAAGCUUUAGUAAAAAUUAUGAUAAUAAAUCUGUCUACUAUAAAAACACAUUUAUAAUAUCUUGUGUAAACCUUUCAGUGGGUUCUGCUGGAUUUCGUUUGGGUUCUGCUGGAUUUGGUUAACGUUAAUAUAAGCUUUUAUAUUUCUUUAUAUAUCCCCUUAGAACUAUAUAGAAAUUUCUGGAACAUUCUAGAUUAAAUUUAAUAUCUUCCUCGAAACGUUUAGACAAUAAUUUUCUAAGUAAUUAUUUUUAAACACCAAAAAUUAUACAAGUAAAUGCACUGCUAUAGCUAUAAUACAUUUAAGUUGAAAGAGGGGGCCCCAUUGAGGCCCAUUCGAUAAUUGUGCAGAAUUAGUUUUGCAUGUGUAUGUGUACUAAAUUUGAUCAAGAUCCAUAUAUUCAUGUAGGAGUAUUUGUUUGUCUUUUUAUUUAUAUAGCUCAUAUAGGAAAAAAUGACAUUUGGGCCCACGGGCCCCAAACAGAAUGUUAUAAAAAGUUCAUAACCCCCCAGUAUUUCAUUGUGGAUAAUGAUGGAUAUAUGUGCCAAGUUUGGUCAAGAUCCAUCAAUCCUUGUUAAAGCCUUUGUGGAACAAACAGAUAGACAAACAAAUUUUCACUUUUAUAUAUAUACUUGCCAAUAUACCCUGCAUGGCCCGGGAUUGCAUUAGGACCCCGAUCAUGGUGAGAGCCCGAUCCCAUGGGACCCCAAUUUCAUUCUGACUGCGAUCCCGGCGUAAUUCCGUUUCCCUGUGGGAAUCCCGUUUUCUUGUGGCUCCAGAUCCAUCAAUCUACAUAGAACCUAUAGCGUUGUCUAAGCAUUGUGAUAUUUAUAUAGCAUAUAUAAGGAAAACUGAAAUGGGGCCCCCACCGGUCCCAAAGGAUUGGAUAUUAUGAGUUAUUUAUUGAAUUUGAGUAUGGAUAAUCAAGUGUAUGUGUAUUAAGUUUGGUAUAGAUUCAUGCAUUCAUGUAGGGGUAUUUGUUGUUAAUUUUAUUUAAAUAGCUUAUAUAUGAAAAAACAACAUUUUGGGCCCCCCGGCCCCAAACAGAUUGUUAUAAAAAGUUCAUAACCCCUUAAGAGUUCCUUCCAGAUAAUGAUGGAUAUAUGUGCCAAGUUUGGUCAAGAUCCAUCAAUCCAUGUUCACUUUUAUAUAUAUGCUAUGAUAUGCUAACUAUAAUUAUCAAGGCUUCUGAAUCUGGUUACUUUCUUUAUUCUGUUAAAUUGACCCUUUCAUAAUGAAAAGGUACUUAACAUUUUAUAUGUUUGCAAACCACUCUUUACAAUUACUGAGGUCUGGGCCCUUAGUGCAGGAAGUUUUACCCUCAUUACCUCAGGAUUUUAAUACAAAAUAAAUAAUAAUAUAUAAAAUGAAUAAGGAGUCUCAAAAUUAUAGCCUGCAUGGCUACAUUAUCAACAUGUCCUGUCAUCCAUGUUAGCUGCACAAUUAUUUAUGCUAUUUAUGCUAUACAUAGUAAAAUAGCAACUAGAAAACAACACCUUAAUAACGAUUGGGCCAAAUAAUUAUCAUGAUUUGUAGUUUUAAGUUUGAGACCCUUAGAUUAAAUGAAGUGAUUUUUAUUCAUGAAUUGAUGCUGCUUUAGAAAUUCAUUGAAGUACUAAAAAAUUUAGUUUUUUUUAUCAUGCAUAGUAUGAUAAUAAAUGUACAUACAUUUUGCAGUUGCACUUAAAGAGGAUCAUCAUUCUAAUCAGCUAGUCACCCUUACAAUAAAAUUUUCAUGUCACUUGAGCUCCUAAGUCUAAGUACACUAUCAAAUUGUUCAUUGAACAUGCUAUGGGUUGAUGCCCAAAGAAAUCAGUCCUUAUCUGUCAACGUUGUUUACCUAAAUACUCAAGUGUGUGUGGGGGAGGGUAAUUAUUGGAAAUUUACUAAUUGCAUUUAUUCGAUAAACAAAAUUUAAGUAAAUAUUUUUUCUGUCUUCUUCUCUGUCUGUAAAUUUUUAACAAUUGUAGAGUUAUAAUUUAUAAUUAUUUCUUAAUUGCUCUUAGUCUGCCUUAUUUUGUUUGUGGUCUUCGUUACUGGUAGUCUCCCUUACUUGCUAGACCCUAGUUUCACAUUUUAAUUGGUUUCAGUUUAGUGUCUGUUUCCUCUGUAAAUUUAUUUUUUGUAUGUUGUUCCGUCUGUAAAUGUGUUUUUUUUUAUGUUGUUCGUGUUUGCUUGGUUGAAGGGCAAAGUUUGAAGCCUACAGUAUAUGCAACAGACGUAUUGGGGCGGUGGUUAGCGAGGGGCAUAUCUGAGCAACAUAUGGCAGGUGGGGUGUUUAAAAAUAAUUUUAUAACAAUUUAAAAUUAAACAACUGCAAAUGAACCAAUAUUUUAAUGAAUUCUAUCGCCGUUUAAGUAAAAAAAAAACAUGAAGGUAUUUUUAGCAGAGGAGAUAACGUUGCCUAACUAGCACAUGGUAUACAGGCAAACUUGUGAUGUUUGCUUGAUUUAACCAUCCACAGAGGCAUGUACAAUUAUUAUUUUAUUAUCAUUAUAAAAAGCAUUGGUUGGUUUGGAUAUCCGGUCUUGUGGUUCUCAAUAUUUCAAGAAAACAUUUUUUUUUUAAAAGACUACCCACCCUCCAACCAAACCCGCCGCCGGAUCUUCCCUUAAGUUUACUGAAAUUUCCUACUUGACCAGUCUCACCCGAUCGUCUCACCCGAUCGUCUUACCCGUCUCACCCGAUCGUCUUACCCGUCUCACCCGAUCGUCUUACCCGUCUCACCCGAUCGUCUUACCCGUCUCCGAGUCGGCGUUUUAAUUGGGUCAAGCCUCGUUGAGUUGCUGAUUAAAUAACAUGUUCCGAAACAUUUGCAAUUUUUUAGAACAAUAUGAUACAGGCCUACAUUAUACCGGUACAUAUAAAAUAAAUAGCAUUUCCGACUCAGGUUACCAGACCACCGAACAACAAAACACAAACAAACAAAAAAAUGCGCCAUACACAUAAGUUGACUUAUGUAAAAUACUUGUUUCACGCGAACUUCAGCCCACACUCACACUAUUUUGCCAGCCUAAGGACUUUAAAAGAGACGUUUACUCCCAUCAAAGUGCUGCAAGAUUUCAGCCCCCACGCUAAACCAACUCUACAGAACAUUAAUGAGAAAUCGCCAGAUACACGCGUGUCCAAAUAAAUUAUUAGUCUUUAAAUGUAAGAUAUGUGACCGAAAAGUUUGUAGAGAAUUCAAAUAAGCCUUAAAUUCAUUUAUUCACUUUCUGUGCGCGAAAUUUUGUACUGUAGGAACUGUCAGCAAGGCCACGCUUCUGUCUACGCAGAUACUUCCUUUCUGUUCUGCACCAGGUUUGUUUCGGACAGUGUCAUCGUCACUUGGGACAGUGUCAUCGUCACUUGACCUGUCCUGGGCAAUGGGCCAGUAAACUUUUAUAUAUCCCCGUUAAAUUAUGAAUCCCUAAAAACAUUACUUAUGUAAACCAGGGUUGUGAAGCUCCAGAAGGUGUCAAAUUGAGGGGUGGGGGCUGAGGAAAAGAACAGGGGAGGCAUUAGCUUUUAAAUUAUGAUAUAUAUAUAUAUAUAGGCCUAUAUAUAUAUAUAUGUUAAAAGUAUAUUUCAAAAACAUUUCUUCAUUAACAUUUUCCUCUAUUGUACUUUAUGUAAUAAGUCACACGUUUAUGUUAUAAGUUCUACAUUUCUCUUUGCAAUUCAAUCAUUGUAGUAGAAUUCUAUUAUUUUUAAAUGCAUUUCAUUGCGUUCCUUUUUUUUUUUAGGGGAAUAGACUUACUUAUAGAGACUUAGUCAAAACAAAUAAUGGGGCGUACUGACAAGAGUUACCGGAAAUUUGAUCGAAAGAAAUUUCGUCGACGGUAAAUUGAUCGACCGGAAAUUUGGUCGAAUCUUUUUUUCAGUUGACACAUUAAAAUUUCCGUCAAAUUUCUUUUUGAACGCACUAUACUAUAUAGUAAAACAAAAUAAUGCGUUCAAAAAGACAUUUGAAGCAAAAUUUAAUCGUAAAAACGGAAAAAAAGAUUCGACCAUAUUUCCGUUCGAUCAAAUUACCGUCGAUCAAUUUACCGUCAACGAAAUUUCCUGGUCACAUACCAGUAUGUAGUUUAAAUAUAUUUGCUUUAAUGGUCACAUACCAGUAUGUAGUUUAAAUAUAUUUGCUUUAAUGGUCACAUACCAGUAUGUAGUUUAAAUAUAUUUGCUUUAAUGGUCACAUACCAGUAUGUAGUUUAAAUAUAUUUGCUUUAAUGGUCACAUACCAGUAUGUAGUUUAAAUAUAUUUGCUUUAAUGGUCACAUACCAGUAUGUAGUUUAAAUAUAUUUGCUUUAAUGGUCACAUACCAGUAUGUAGUUUAAAUAUAUUUGCUUUAAUGGUCACAUACCAGUAUGUAGUUUAAAUAUAUUUGCUUUAAUGGUCACAUACCAGUAUGUAGUUUAAAUAUAUUUGCUUUAAUGGUCACAUACCAGUAUGUAGUUUAAAUAUAUUNAUUUUUCCCACACAUGUCCCUCUCUUUGUACAGAAACUCGCUGAAGCUAUUUAUAAUUAUACCAACGGAUGCACGUGAUGCCCACGUGAACAUAUUUGUUUUCAGUCAGGUAAUUCAUUCGUGACUAUAGGAAUCUCUGAUGGUGAAAACAACUUCACUUUCUUGUGACGUUGUACAAAGAACCCUUUGUGGAAAAAAAAACAACAACACAAAAACAUGAGUACAACACCACGCGCUGACGGCCCACAACUCUUAAGAUAUGAUUAAAAUGUUGGCUUAAAAGACUGAGGCGAGGAGUGGAAUUUAUCGGAGAUUUUGUCCUCGUGGCGUCACAUGAUGGGGAGUUAUUUCCUGCCAAUCAUGAACAAUCUCGCGGCUUGACUUACUUGUUAUCUUCUCAAAAGGUGAGGGCUCUUGGUGAACAAGCCCCUUCAACUCGUUAUUUCAAGAUGUCCGUUGAAAGCAACUCAUCUUGUUGUUUCCGAAUGCUUCAUAUUUUGAAGUGUUUCAAACAACUCAUGUCUUACAAAAGUUUUUUUUUUUUUAUUUUCAGUCAUUUUGACUCCGCCUCGAUAUAACAUUACAUUUUUAUCCGCUUCGGAUACAAAUAAAAUUGUAAAAAAUUCAUAAAAAUUGAGUCCUCUAAAAAUUUCUUAAAUAUUGAGUCGUCUAGUAUCUGACACACCCCCCCCUUCACCCUCUUUCAAAAUAAUCCGACGCAACGAUUCAGGCUUUCGUGACAACUACAAAAAACAGACAUUAAAGCGAGUCACGAACAAUUUAUUAAAAGAAAAUUGCGUUGCUGGCGUUGUGGUGGAAUUGUCAGUAAUAUGUGCCUGGAGUAGAUGAUAGUAAGCCACUUGAAUAACAAAAGAAAUACAUUAUAAAUAAACAAAUAACUUGCCGGUAGUUCUCGUUGGUGAGUUGGGUGUAAUAUAGUCUAUAGACCCCCCCCCCCCCCCCCCCCCCCUAACACCUCUUUUGUCAUUUCUCCAGAUGAAUGUCGACCUCAUGGUAUGACAAAGUACAAUCGUGGCGUCCAUGCUCAAUCAUACUCCCGUUUAUAGUCGUGAUGCAUGUACCCUGACAUCUUGAAUGUUCGUGUUGUGUACAACGGCGCAAGUUUGACAAGAGCAGUGGCAGUGGCGAAUCCAGAAAAAAAUGACGUUAUAAAGAUACGCCCACUCCCCGAAUCUUUAUACCAUUUUAUUAUGAUACAUUUGUUAACAUUUGUGGAGGGUGGGGGGUACCAUUCUUCAAUGUGCCCUAGAUGCUCUGACGGUGUGUACCACUAAGCGGCCAGGAGGACCAGGUCAUCAUUGUGGAAGACACAAAAUGGCACGUUGCUAACUUGGACGCUGGGUUAUUGCAAUAGUCAAAAGUCAGCUUGAACUAGGUCAACUUGUACUUGUACACAAAGGAGAAGUCAGCUUGAACUAUGUCAACUUGUACAAGAAGGAAAAGUCAGGCUUGUCAAGACGAAUGGCAUCAUGUUACUGUUAAGUGAAGUGUCUUGAUUAUUAUGCUUGCUUCUCUGCCUGAAGGUCGUCCUCUUGAUUACAAGGGCAGACUAUCCCCUCUCUCAAGCCUGCCAACACUAGCAAUUUCCUACACCGUUAUACUUUUAAAAUGUUAAUAGUAAAAAAAAUAAUAUUUUUUUUAAAUCUGACCUUCGCUCAAUAAAACUUAUAACGCAGGUUAUUUUGAAUUGUUAUGAGUUGAAAUGUCUUGGACACCCAAGGAGUCGGGAACCAUAUAUAAAGUAAAUGUUUUAUAACCAUUCUAAGACAGUCGCGUUUGCAGAUAUCCGCAUGACGUUAAGAAUUUAUUGCAGUUAUCAGGACUGGCCCAUGAUAAAAGAGGUCAUGAGUUGUUUUUAAUUAAAACAAAAAAAACACAACAAAAAACUAAAACGUGGCAUUGCGCACAAUCGGUUUCGUGGGAACAGUCAUGUGAUGAAUUUAAAUUUUUAAAAAUAACAGGAGAAAUCAAGGAAUGCUACAAAAGAACACAAUAAAUGUCAUAGGGAAACACACAGUCACGUUUCAUUCUAUGCGCGAACUUAAAAGUGGCGGAAUCGCCUUAAACUGGGUCAGUGAACGCGUUCGGCACCAUUGGACACUACGAACCCUAUUGUGUCCACCGUGCAUUACACUACUACGACAGAACUGUUGGUGAACAUUUGUAAAAAUAAAAUUAUUCUUGAGCAGCGUCUGAAAUUGAUAUCGAAUUACUUAAUACUAACAAAUUGGUAUUAAUUACAUUUACUUGUGGUUAACACCAAAAGAAAAAUAAUGAGGUGAAUUAACAGUAUCUGUAUCAAAAUAUUAAUCAAGUAUCAAGGGAAUUUUAUUAGCCUUUAAAUUAGCACACACACCUACACACACAACUAUGGAUCGAAUCGAGUCUGUGCCCCGUCAUCGCCACUUUAAGAGAACCACUGCUGGUCUUGUUUUCCCUCAUAGCAUUGGCCAAUUAAUUGGUCACGCGGUGUUUACUUUAAUUUACUUUUCCCACGAGUCGUCCCUAUCUCAAAAACUCUCAUGAUAACGAGUAUUUAUGAUUAGCCCGUUUCUCGUUAGUUGGAAGUUGUAAAGUAAAAAAAAACCUGAAAAUAGGGGGGGGGGGGGAAAUAAUUUAAAUAACUUACACAGGCAUGUUCUCCGUGCUUUGCAUAGGCUUAGGCCUCAAUGCGUUGUAGUGGUUAAAACGUAACGUAAGGUUGUUGAACUCUUGGCCUGACUAACCGGUCGUGGCUUACCCAUGCAUGCUUGACAGUUAUCAUGCACGUGAGACUGGAAUAAAAAUCGUGACAUCACAGCUUUUUUUUUCAGCAUUACGCUGCCUUCUGUGCCUGCACAUGCAGAGCACUGCCCCUAUGCCCACUGAGAACGGCCCCUAUGCCCACGGAACACUGCCCACUAAGCACUGCCCACUGAGAACGGCCCAUAUGCCCACGGAACACUGCCCACUAAGCACUGCCCCCUAUGCCCACUGAGAACGCCCCAUAUGCCCACCGAACACUGCCCACUAACCACUGCCCCCACACUGAGAACGGCCCAUAUGCCCACGGAACACUGCCCACUAAGCACUGCCCCCUAUGCCCAUUAAGCACUGCCCCCUAUGCCCACUAAGCACUGCCCCCUAUGCACUGCCCCCUAUGCCCACUAAGCACUGCCCCCUAUGCCUACUACUGCUACAGAGCACGGUCACCUAAAAGGCCUCUCAACUUAAAAAGUUUAAACAAAUGCCACUUACUGUCCCAAUCAUGUUCAUAUUUCACUACAGGGGGCAUCACACAUUCCUUCGUGCUUUACAGCACUUAAUGUUUAUGUCAGCUAGUCUUAACAUUGUUUGUCUAUAUUCUAUAUCACCAAAUUUUGUUUGGAAAAAAAAUAAUUUUGCUCUCCAUAAAAAAAAAAAAACUUUGUAAAAAAAUUAAAGGUAAAAAUAAAUUAGAAGUUCAGUGCUACGUCAAAACAAAAGGGCGGCGGAAGUCAAUGAAAGGAUUUUGAGGUUUCCGCCGCCGCACCUUUUGUUUUUCAUAGAAGAGGAGAGUUAAUAAAAUAAAUAAAUUAAGGAUUCGACAUUUUACUAAUACUAAUAAUAUACAUUACUUAAAAAAUUGACUGGCAGGGGGUGGGGAGUCAUCUUCCUGGAUGGUGUUACACUAAAGAUAAAGACAUUCAUUUAACAUUUUUCGUUGAUAUUUCCUUAAUGUGAUGAUUUUAAUGAUUUUUCUUUUAAAAAAUUGGUAUUUAUAAAUUAUAGAAGACUAUGAAAAAUUCCAAUACCUUCCAAUCUGGUCCAGAAUUCCAUCAAAUGGCUUCCUGAAGGGUUGUUCAUAAUAGCACUACAGCAUUGCGGUCACGAAAAUCUUUCUUUAUUCUGGUCUUGACGGGUAUAAAUAUAUAUAUAUUGUUUGCAGUGAAAACAAACACCUUUUUACAGUUAUGUACUCCUGAUACUGAUUACCACCGUCUGUAUAUUUUCCCCAAAAUGUACGAUUGCCAUUUGAAAUCAAAAUUUAAAAGUUAAUUAAUUUUAAUUUUGAUUUAUUUAACUUAAUAUAUUUAUAUUUAAAAGCCCCUUUCCUAAAGAACUUCUGUUUGUUUUUAUUUAUUAUUAGUCACACAUUAUAGUUUUUCUUAAUUUAUAAUUUAUGAUUGUGCAAUUUUAUAAUAACUUUCGUGGUUACUCAAUUAAACUUGUCAGUUUUUAGAAAAAAUUAGAAAUUGGCUUGAGAAAGCUGGAAAAUUAGUUUUUCCUAUUCAAAUUAUUUAAUAAGAAUAAGAAGGCUUUGCAGGAAAUGAAUAACAUUGAUAAAUGACAAUAUUAUGAUAUUGAUAAUUUCAAAAUGUGAAACUAGUAGAAAUCUGAUUUUUCACUACCGGUAUCAUCAUCAGUGGUGCUACAGCCCAUGUUAGGGCCCUGACCUGCUCUGCCACAUUCUUCCAUUCCAUCGAUCCAUAGGUUUCCGACUCCAUGCGUAGACCCCCAGCUGGUGUAAGUCUUUCUCUACAUCCUCAAUCUAUCUCAUUCUUGGUUUACCGGUCAGCUGUCUGCCCCUAGGUUUCUGUCUCUAGAUCACUUUUGCUGCUCUUCAAUCCGGCAUUCAUUCAAUAUGUCCUGUCUAGCUCAGUCUGUCUUUUUACGUCUACUCUGUAAACAAGAAAAGUGACAAUCGUAUAUCGCGUGGAUGACAUUUUUCGCAACUAUGCCCAUUAAAUAACGCCCCAAAAUUAUAUAUAGAUCAAAGAGUAGAGUUAUACUUCCAUGCCAGAGGCCACACAUGCCGAGGGGCAGCGGGGUCACAACUAAUUUAAAAGGUGUUCUUUGUGUUUUUUUUAAUUGUGUUGCAUUCACAUAUUAUAUUGGUAAAUUACUUUGCUGUGCUCGGCUUUUUGGUGACGCAAUUUCUGGGCUGCUACCCCCUGCUCCCUUGCUUCACCCCUAAACGUAACCCUAACCCUUUGAACUUUUCCAGUGCAAAAUCUAAACAUUUUGACAUUACCUGUGUUGGCAAGUUUUUAUAUACAUCAUGCUUGGGGCGUGUUUACUAUUUAAAAUAAAAGGAGCAAAUUUAAAUUGAAAUAAGCCAAGUUGACAAACUAAAUUAUCAUCAUCAUACACGACCCCUUUAUCAUCAUACACGACCCCUUUAUCAACAUACACGACCCCCUCAUCAUCAUACACGACCCAUUCAUCAUCAUACGCAACCCCUUCAUCACACACGACCCCUUCUUCAUAAUACACGACCCCUUCAUUAUCAUACACGACCCCUUCCCUUCAUCAUCAUGCACGAGCCCUUCAUCAUAAUACAGGACCCCUUCAUCAUAAUACAGGACCCCUUCAUCAUCAUACACGACCCCUUCAUCAUCAUACACGAGCCCUUCACCAUAAUACACGACCCCUUCAUCAUAAUACACUACCCCUUCAUCAUAAUACAUGACCCCUUCAUCAUCAUACACGACCCCUUGAUGCUACAACACCCUUUCUUUAUAGAACAAACAUUUAUCAUACACAAACCAUUAUCCUAUACCCCCCCCACCACCAAAAAAAAAUAAAAAUAAAAAAAUAAAUAAAUAAAAAAUCUCACAAUGUCGAACGAAUUCUUUCCUUUUUUUAUAAUAUAUUUAUUCUCUUACUUAUUAAUCUGGUUGUAUUUGGUAUCUGCUAACUCUUACAAUUCUAUAAACACAACUCCAAUAUUUUGACAUCUAACUUGUGCAAUUCCAUAAAUACAAUCCUAAUGCUCCUAAUCAAUUUUCUCAUAAGUCAUAAGUCAAUGUGUUCAUGCGCCGAGAACAAUUUACCUAAUAAUAUUGGGCCAUUGGGGCAAUGGCGGAUUGUGGAAGUCAUCGGGAAAAAUUCCACAAUCUUUUUUCGAAAGAAAAAGUAUGAACUAUUUAUUCUCCUCCUCCCCCCCCCCCCUCUCCACCAGAGUAGUGUAAUGUUAAAUGUUUUUUUUUGUUCAUUUUGUGAAAAAGUUAAUUCAACUCUCAGACAUUAGACUAUGAUUAGACUGUGUCUGGUGUGAACGUCGCUGUGUGUGUGUGUGGUUUGGGGGGUGUAAUGGGGGGGGGGGGGGGCGUUAUAAAAGACUAGGCAGCAACGGCAUUGCCUUUUGCUCAGUGAUGUCAACGAGUUUGAGAUCGGUGGGCCUCUUUUGUUUAGCUGUGGUAUUCUCCCCUGCCGGUGUGCCCAGCCCCGCCCCCCCGCCCCCCUGUAGGUAAGCCGUGGGUUAGAGUAGCACGUUAGACGCCGCUCCGGGAAAAAAAAACAACCGGUGGCAUUAGUGGCACGAAGGCUCUAAAACCAUUCAGUUAUAGGUGGCGCGCUAAAAUAGACAUCACUUUAAGCAUGUUACCCAGAGGCGUAGCGUGGUGGGGGCAGGGGGGGGGACAGAUGUCCCCGGGCGCCAGCUAGUUAAGGGCGCAAAAAUGUGCUUUGAUAUUAUUUUAUUGAUGAAAAUAAUGGGUUUGAGAGUUGAAAAAGGGGCGCUAAAAAUGGAUCUUGUCCCCGGGCGCGAAUCUUGUCCCCGGGCGCCAAACACCCUCGCUACGCCACUGAUGUUACCCUCAUAAAUACAUUUUAAAAAAUAUUUUGAUUGGAUUCAUUUAUUUAAUGUUAGUAUUUUGUGCGACCAGUAUCCGGUGACGUGGAGUGAGUGGGAAACAUUUUUCUUUACAUUUGUGUCCUGGCGCGCGUGCGUGUUUGUGUGUGUGGAGGGUUGGGGGGGGGGGGUACUGUUGACAAUGGCAAACGUUUUUUAACAUUAAAACUGGGGUUAAAAAGAAUAGUAUUAUUUGGCCCUGUCGAAGGGAUCCGUCAUGAGAAUCACUGAAGACACUACUAUCGCACCUGGCUUAGGGCCAGCUCCCCUAACAAGUGCAGGAUGGCAGGUAAAGCCGACUCGCAGCUGAUGAUGGCUGUUGGUUUGGGGUGGGUGGGGGGGGGGACAAGACCCGUUGUUUAAUCAGUUGAAGUGGGGGGGGGGCUGCUGCUUGGUUUUAAGGGGGUGGUAGUCCGAGUCUAAACAGGACAAAUGCGGGAGGGAAAAGGAAGAGGGGGGUGUCUUGAAUGGGGGGGGGGGGGCGGUUAAAAAAAUCUAGGCAUGCUUUGUGCUGUCUUGUUAGUUUUUGUGUGUUUGUAUAGCGGGAGCCUGGUCGGACUGUUAGAGGUGGACAGAAAAAGCAGUUAGUAUGGGAGAGGGGAGGGGACGGUUGCCAGAAGGAUUUGUGAGGUGUCAGCAGCCAGAUUAAAAAUGGAAAGAAAGAGUGUGUGUUUGUAGAGAUGUGAACCCUUCAAGAGGAGUUUAGGCCCACAUAGUCUGUGCCUGGGGAAACUGGCACUGGGAAGAAUCUCAAGUUUAAAAUUUAAAAAAAAACCAAAAAAAACAACAACUAUAAAACUCAUUGCAAGAUGGGAGUAAACAAUCGAUAAAUAUAAGGAGAAGUGAUUUAACUUUUAGACGUAACAGUAGACAGUCCCUCAGUAGAAGUAGAAGUUUUAGUAACAGGGAAUGGUGUGAGUCAAGUUGGAAAGUCUUACCAAAAUAUAUUUUAAAAACCCUUAAAAAUAAAAUUUCUAAUUGUUAUGAUUACCUCACGUUUGUGUCCCAACAUGUGAGUGUUGCAGUUGAAUAUUAGGCCUACUUGUUACUGUAGGGGCAGAGGUUCAAAUGACACAAGAUAUACUAAGAGUCAUUGUGAUAAAAUUGUUGAUGCUCUCCAGUACAGAAUCAAGAAGUUUUGAUAAAUUAAUAAAUGUUUUGCAUUGGAAAAAAAAAAAAAGCUUGAACCAAAAAAAUUGGCGCAAAUUGUUACACCGGUAUUCAUUCCUUAGUUAAGCUUUAGAUAGCCGGUCUGUAAUUUGUUUGAAAUAGUGGCAAGCCAAAUUUGUCAAAUACAAUUUGAAUGCAUCCCCCUAAGUAUAUUCAACAGGAUCACAGAAUUUUUUUAAACAAUUCUAAAUCAAGCCAAAAUGUUUUCUCCCCAAAACAUGUUAUUUUGUAAUGUAUUCAAAAUAUUAAAAGAUUGUCUCCUCUGCUUAGUCAAAAAAAUCACUUUAAGUUGAGUGAAAAUAAUGAAAAGUAAAUAGGUUGGUUCUUUUCCUUUUAUUUGGAGGUUCUUGAUUACAACUUGAUUUGUUGAACGGGUUUUUUAUUUGGUCUUCUACAAAAACUGGUUUAUUUAUCUUUUAAGCUAUGUUAACAUUAUUUUAUAAACUAGAUGCCAGACAAUCUGGAACCUUUUCAAAAGAGCAGAAAUGAGCUAAGCAAACUUUCGUAUUCUGCAACCAGAGGUAGACAAAACAGUCCUCGGGUCAUAUUCACAAAUUCUUUUAUGCAACAUCAGCAACAAAGAUGUAAAAGAAGAAUUGUCUGUACAUAGAAUGACUACUGACUCCAAUAUAGUACUGUACACAUGUUCCUUUAGCACUUCUUUAUGGGUCUCGACAUCAGGAUUGGAAAAACUAAUAUAUAAAAUAAAAUUGUAAAAAAAAAAAACAUUUAGCUGUUUACUAGUAAAAUACUUACUUACAUAAAAGGAUUCCUUAGUUGGCCUGUAUUAAAAAAAAUUAACCUGUACUAAGGGCCGCUCUGAGUGUGGUUUCGCAUAAUUGUACAAGUUUGCUCAACAAUGGAGUCUAUCUAUGUAGUUUUUAGGAUGGAUCCGAUGUUUAAAAUUUAGGAGAAGGUGCCUAUAUAAUACUCAAGAAAUAUUGAUAUUAAAAGAUAUAACCUAUUCCGUGCCUAUCUAUUUGAAGCCAGUAUGUGAUUGUUAACUGAGAUUGAGACAAAAAUGUGCAGUAAAAUAUGUGACAAGCAGUAUGAUUUAUCUGUCUUCCAAAUAAAUCAAUGUUCCUUAAGUUUUGGUAUAUUUUGGUUAAUGUGCUAAGUUUAGGAAGGCCUACUUAAUAGCAUUGUAGCUUGAGAUGUAGUCUACAUCAUGCCUAAAUCAAUUAAUUCAACUACACAUCCCAGUAACACACCUUUUUCUGCUUACUAAGAAACAAACAAAAACUUGUGCAUUUACAUACUUUUUGUAUCUGAGAUUUUUUCCUGUGUUCCAAUGAAAUGCAUAACUUAUUCUCUAAUAAUUGUUCCACUUAAUUAAGUUUGACGUUAUCUACUAUUUUGAAUUAACAUUGAAAGUUAACAUUUAACUACUUAGUUGCACAUUUUAUUCAUAGGACCACAAGUGACUAGCUUUAGUUAGGCCUUAGUAAUUAGUAAAACUUCAUACCCAGUUAGUGUCAGUCUUAUUUCCUGCAUUGAAAAAAAACAAAACCACCAUGUUCAAAGCUUAUAUUUAUUGUUGUCAUCAGUUCUAAGAGAUAUUUAGAUAAUUCAUUUCAUGUAAAAUAACAUAUCUUGAAAAUAUCUCCCUUUGAUUAAUCUCUUCGGAAAGAUGGUUUUGAGAAACCAUUAGCUAUUAUGUCUCUUAGUUUUGUAACCACUUUGUCCUAAUGUUUUUAUUUAAACCUGUUGUCAUUUAGUUUGGAAAUAACUUAACCCGAGUUGCUCAUAUUUUUAGAGUUAAUUUAAUAUACUGCAGUACUUAAUUUUAAUUUUAACGAAGUUUUAAUUAUGAAUUUAUUGUAUUUCUAUUUCUCCAGCUGACCCACUUCUGCUGUUUGCCAACCAUAAGGAUGUCCAGAUAAUUGAUGUGGCCAAUCCUCGUGCCAACACCACCAUCAUUAUCUCUGGCCUUGAAGAUUCUGCAGCUGUUGAUUUCAUUUAUGAUGAGCAUGCCAUCUACUGGACAGAUGUCUCUUUGGAACACAUCAAAGUGGUUUACCUAAAUGACACCAAAAACCCAAAGGUUGUUGUCUCAGUUGGCUUGGUCUCUCCUGAUGGGCUGGCUUGUGAUUGGCUGGGCAGGAAAUUGUAUUGGACUGAUUCCGAGACAAAUCGCAUUGAAGUCAGUAAUUUGGAUGGAGAGCAUCGUAAAAUUUUGUAUUGGCAACGAUUGGACCAGCCUAGAGCGAUAGCUUUAGAUCCAGAAAAUGGGUAUGUAGUUCUUUUAACAUUAAAGUAUUAAUUUUUAAAGCAUUUGAGAGAUAUUACAGAUUUGUAUUUCAGCUUUUGAAAAGCCACAAAGAACCUCCUUAAUAUCCAUUAUAAAACUUAUGUAAAAUUUUAAAACCAAUGGGUAGGAAUUUAGGACACUUGAUGUCACUAUAUAAAUCACAAGCUGUAAGUUUAAAGAAGGAAGUAAGGUGAAGCUUUUUUUUAAAGAUACAUGUCGUCUCCGCAGGGAGGUGGUGCAUGUAAAGUCUAUGCAUAUGCAUGUACAAAUAAAUAUACGAGGGUGAAAGUUCUUAUCCAACUAUAAAUGAUAAGUUAAAGAAUGGAACAGAUAAUUUUGGAUAAUACAGGCUGAAUCUUGGCUAACAAACAAUUAAUUAAUAUACUACUGUAAAACUCUUUCUUUAGUGUCAUUAAAUGCCCUGUUAAUAAUUUGUUCACUGAAAGGAAAAUGACCUAUUUGUUCCCUUUUCUUUCGUUAUAUUCGUGACAGUUGGUAUUACCAAUUUAUGGAGAUAUGCCUUCUAACACUGCAGUAUGAACAAUUACAAGUUAAAUAAAUGUGUCUAAGCUUAUUCACUGAUGGUCUCCCCUAGGUACAUGUAUUGGACUGACUGGGGAGAGACACCAAAGAUUGAGAAGGCUGGGAUGGAUGGCAAUGAGGAGACCCGGGCCAUCAUCAUCAGUGAAAACAUUCAUUGGCCAAAUGGACUUACUAUUGAUUAUGGUGCAUCAAAGUUGUAUUGGGCAGAUGCCAAAUUAAACCACAUUCACAGGUGAGAUUUUUAGCAUGUGAUGUAAAAUGUAAAUACAAAUUGUAUUUGUAUUACAAUUUAAAAUAGUACCAAGUGACAUUGUCAAUUAUUCUCAAAGACGCAUGGGUUGUAGAUUUUACUGAAGUGUUUGACACCCCAUGUACAGGUGGAUUCAUUGAGUGUGUAUACAUAUCGAAAUCGACUAUGGCGGCAUUAAUCAAUCGGAUAUGCUAAUUGUGAAAUUGGCUGUAGGGGCGCAGAUGGCUGAUGAGACCGAUUCUGGCACAAAAUUUUCUUGUACAGGGGAUUGAUGGGACAUCUCCCGUUGCAGAGUUAACUCAGGCUUUAUUUUGAGUUUACAUACAGUGGCAAUAAAAUAAACUAUAUGUUUCCUUUAUAUAUUUUUAGCAAAGUUGAAAAUACUAGCAAAAUAAAUUUUUUUUAUUGUAACAUUUUGUAACAUUUAUACUAUUUAUGUUAAUAUAAUCCAAACUAGAUUUUUCUCUUGCCAUAUUAUAUUAAUUAUAAAAUUGCAUUAUUCUAUUUCUUAGCUGUGAUUUUGAUGGCAAAAACAGACGUGUUGUUGUGGAAGGCUCUUUACCCCAUCCAUUUGCCUUGACCAUGUAUGAAGGCUACUUAUUCUGGACAGACUGGCAUACCCGAUCCAUCCAUGGAUGUAACAAGCUGACGGGGAUUAACUGUACCGUUGUUCUGGACAAGCUGUACGUUCCAAUGGACAUUCAUGCAUUUAUGAGCAGCAGACAACCAAAAGGUAAGUAACUAUUUUUACAUUUUUUUUUACCUUAGUUGAGUUUUUAUUAGACAGUCAUGUAAUCAGUUUUAUUGUUUGGUUACAAAUGGAUUUUUAUAACAAAAUACAGUUUUUUUAAAAAUACUGCGUCUCAUCAAUCAUUUAUAUGGAAGAAUAUCACAUUUAAGAAAGUGACACCAUAUUAAUGUACUUGCAAUAUCUCAGAACAAUUAUAGUUGUGAAUGUCUGAAUGUACCAUAGUAAAGUUAAACUAUCUUUGAUGGACACAAUAAAGAGACCAGAGAAAGUAAUUAAAACUCAGUGUGCAAUGGCUGGCCCAUGUUUAAAAAAAAUGUGAAACUGGAUAUUUUUUUAAAAGGAGAAAGGGUAUUGCAACAUUAGGGAUGAUUCUAUAUGGUUGCUGGAUAUUUUAUUUAAAGAAGAAAGGGAUUUGCAGAAGUAGGGAUAGCAUGGGCAAUUUUUGUAGGUUAAUACCUAAUAUUUGGACUGUAACCUCUCUUAUCUCUCACUUCAUGUAAUCUAAAAUUUUUAAUAAACAACAUUUUUAAUAACUAAUGUAACAUCAAAACAUAUUCAGAAAUUAUUCUUUUGUAUUAAAAAGUUAAUUUAUUAUUUAACUUAUAAAUGUUUUAAUUACUUUAAUUGAUGACAUGAAGGGAUCUUUGAAGCGGAAACUGAGACUUUUUAAAAACACUUCCACAAUACUGUUAUUCCAAUAGAAAUAAUGAAGAAAAUUUUUGUAUAUGGUUUAAAUUAAAUGAGGGUGAGCUCAAGGUUUUAUUUAUCCUUCAUUACCUGUAAUGUGUGGUUAAAGAUAAUUUACAGCUGAUAAUUUACAGCAGUGUUUCUCAAACUAAUUGGUACUUUGAUAGUGAUGAUGAUGCUUUUAUCAUAUAAUUUUUUGUUAGACUAAUAAAGUGAAUUUAGUAUGUGAGGACUGAUAGUACCACUAAUGAAACUUUAAAAAAAAAUAAAUAUAUGAUAAGGUGAUUUGGUGUUGUGACCUGACCUGAAAGAUUUGAGAAACAUUGAUUUAAAUAAUUUAUUUAAUAUACAAUAAUUUUAUGUGGGUAAAAAAUUAUUUUCCUUUAAAAUGUACCUUCCUUUUUGUUUUUGUUUUGCCGCCUGGACCUGCAGACCUGAAAAAUAUUGGAGGUAAAGAAUGGUUUCAUGAUGUUUGCUCAGAUUAUACCAUUUGAAUGGUUUUCUACUUUUCUUUCUACCUCACAUUACCUGUUGUUAUAACCCUACAUAGCAAUCAUAUAAAAACCUUGAUACCACUAUCUUCUAAAAGUUUAUGAAAGCAAAUCAUAUUUUAAAAAGUUUACUGGUUUACUAACUGAAUUGCUAUUGCUAGUUGAGAUUUAGUUGCGUAGACACAGCCAAUGUUAGGUCUCUUGUAAGGGGCUUUCAUGAAUGUUAUGUCUUCUAUCAAUAACUUGGCAUGAAUAGCCCUUUUUUAUUUACAUGAGGAAAAAUCUGAAGACAAAAAUGCCAACAAAUGUAUUUAUGAAACUUUGAUAGGAAAGUUGCCAAUAUCCAGUCUGGCUUUGCCUUAAUUAAAGUUAAACAAAUACAUAUAUUAAAAAAGACAAAGUAGUGAUAUCUGGCUACUUGGGUCACAUCCUUCUAGGGCCCUGUCCUCAAAAAGAUGUUGGUUUUGAUAAAGAGGUUAAUUGAAAUGUCAUUCUCUCGUAGGAAAAGAAGCAUUUAAACAUUAAGCAUUUUAAAAAAAAGGAAGUUAUUAGUCUAAAUGAUAAAUUUCGAACAGCAAACUUUUUACAAUUAGAACACUGAUUGUUUAUCUUCCUUGUAGAUUGUUUUAAUUUAUCCGAUGACACAUUUAUUUAAACAUGUCAAAUUUUUCUUAUUGAAUAACUGUCAUUUUAUUUGAUAUAAUGAGAGAAAUAUUGCUUGGCAUAAAAAUAAAGUGACUUCACCAGAGCCUAAAAACUGCCUAUGAAACUAACUUUCAAGUUGUCAUAAUUAUAUGAAACAACUAUAUUCGAUAUGCUUUCUUAAAUAAAAAAACGUAUAAAGUUUCCUGUAUAAGUUUUUUUGUUGUUGUUUUUUUUAUCUAUCAUGGUGCAGCUUUCCUCUUUAAAAUGAGGUUGAACCUUAAAAAAGGCUGAGAACCUGUGAUCUACUAUAAAUAUAACAACACCAACAAAAAGAACCACUUAUUAUGGAUACUGUACAUUAAAAAUCCAAUUUCUUGAAUGUUAUUGCAUUAACAUGCUGAAGUUAUAUUCUUUUUAAUGCAUAUUUAGAAGUUUGUUAGAGUAACAAUAGUUUUGCUUUUGUGUGUGUGAAGUAGAGAGAUUAAUUCAUCUCAAUUAAAAAAAAUAUUUAAAAUCAAUAUAAAAUGACUGGUAAUAAUUCUUAUAUGAAACAUUAAAAAAAACCGCACAACUACCUGCUUGCAUGUUUCAUCAGGCAUGGAAGCAGCUUAAGCUAACACAUAAUGUGAAUCACAAUUGAUUCUAUAGUAAAUAUUUUAAUUUAUCAAUUUGUUUAUUGUUUGUUUAAAUUUAAAAAAAAAAAAAUGAAAUAACAUUAAAUUAAAAUAAGUGGUUUCAACUAAAAAUCUAGUCAUCAGUUUUGUCUUUACUUUGUCCCUUGUAACUUGCUUUGAAUCCAGUCAACUUUGUCCUUCAUGAUUUAAAGUUACUUAUACAUCUGCACCACAUAAAAUUUAGAGAUGUGCGCCCAAAUCAUCUAUUCAAUUUGUGUUUCGCAAUGCAUUGUGAAAUAACGAUGCCAAUUUUUUUUGCUACACUUUCAGGUCGCAAUAUGUGUGGCUCCAACAAUGGAGGAUGUUCCCAUCUGUGCCUGAUGUCCCCACUCUCACCUUAUUUCAAGUGUGCAUGUCCAACUGGCGUUAGCCUCUUGGCAGACAAUAGAAGAUGUGCUCAGGGUCAGUAAUUCUGCUGUUAAAUAUCAUAAUUCAUCUUUAAAUAAUUUUUUUUUUUUUUUUUUUUUUCUUUUUUUUUUUUUUUUAUUUUUGUUUUUAUAUUUUAUAUUUUUUUUUUAAAUAAUUUUUUUUUUUUUUUUUUUUUCUUUUUUUUUUUUUUUUGGCAACAAGAACUGAGCCGUAGUAGUAGUAAGGCUACUAACUACUGUUUUAGUGUAGACAACAAAUUUUUAAAUUUCAUGCCAGGUUGGCUGCAGAGUUCCGGCUUUGGUAGUAUUACUCAGUUGUUACUCUUCCCCAAGUAUAGUUGAUUUACUUGGCUAAUGAUUCCAUUCCAUCUUGCCAUUUACCCAUAACUGUGGGAGCUGUCCAUGCAAAUGUUGAUGUUUAAAAAAUGUAUUCAUUCGCUCUGGCUUAAAAAAAAGUUAUUGCGCGUAAAUAUUAUUUCUUUUAACUUUAUUAAUUAAAAUUUACUAAAAUUUUAUUAGAUUUUUAUAUGUAAUUUUAAAUAAAAAGCAAUUAAAAAUAUAUUUCUCCUUUCUUAUUGGAUUGAUGUCGUGAAUGUAAAAUUUGAAUAAUUGAAUUUGGUCUCCAGCCGCAGAGAAGAUGUUGUUCUUGGCCAGGCGUCAUGAUAUACGGAAAAUCUCUCUAGACACACCUGAUUACACAGAUGUGAUGCUACCUAUUCAGCACAUACAACACACCAUAGCAUUGGACUAUGACAGCGUUUCAGGGUACAUCUACUGGACAGAUGAUGAGGUCAAGAAGAUACAGAGGGCGCAUUUGGACGGAACAGGUACAUGUUUAUGGAAGUUUUAAUAUGAAUCACACCUAUUUAAAGCAUUUGCAAUAUUCAAUCAGCUUCCAUUCAUAUGAUUAUAAAGGGUUGGACUGCUAUAAAACUUAAUUUUAAUUUAUUUCUAUAUGAUUAAGCAUUAGUAUAAAUCUGUUAAUUUUUAAAAAAUAGAUCAAGAAGUCCUAGUGGAUACAGAAGUAGACCAUCCAGAUGGUAUUGCCAUAGACUGGAUUGCUCAAAAUCUUUACUGGACAGACACAGGCACAGACAGGAUUGAAGUUUCACGUUUGAAUGGAACAUCUCGUAAAGUUGUCAUCUCUGAUAACCUUGAUCAACCUAGGGCCAUCUGCCUGGAUCCUGUAGCUGGGUAAGUUUAAAACACAUCAAUUCACUCAAAUAUCAGCUAAGUGGUACUGGAUCAUUCAAUUCAUGGAUACAUUUGUAGUGAAGUAAUCUUUUAAAUUAUAACUUGAAAUAAUGGACAUUUGAUUAUUCUGAGUCCAUUUAAACUUUUAUUUCUUAGUCUAAAUCAGUUUUAUACAAUCGUUUUUGUUUUUUUCACAAGAAUCUGAUCUCUUAUGUUUGCAGGUACAUGUACUGGACAGACUGGGGGAGGGACCCUGCCAUCGAAAGGGCAUAUCUCGAUGGCACAGAGAGGAAAAAAAUAGUUUCUACUGAUCUAGGCUGGCCUAAUGGUCUUGCUGUUGAUUUGGUCAAGUCCCAACUUUACUGGGGAGAUGCUAAAACAGACCGUAUAGAAGUCUCUGAUUUGGAUGGUAGCAACAGAAGAACAUUGGUCUCUCAAACUUUGCCUCAUAUUUUUGGAUUUACUUUGCUUGGUGAGUGAAUGAGUAAAGACAGGUUCUAUCAUCAUCUGUUACAGGAUGGCAUGUAUACUAUACCUCAUUACGUAGAGGACACUUGCAUAUCUCAGCAAAUAUAGAGAACAUAUAUUUAGAUGCUGGUAUGGACUGCCUUUUAAUAAGUUGUUUUUAAAGCAGUAUAUUCAAGUCACACCAUUUAUAUGUAAUGUUGUCUGCACGCAGGUGAUUACAUUUACUGGACUGACUGGCAGGGCAGAUCAAUAGAGAGGGUGAAUAAAUACACUGGUCAGAAUAGGACGACCAUCAUUGACCAACUGCCUGAUUUAAUGGGUCUAAAAGCUGUUAAUAUCCACAGGCCGAGUGGUGAGUACAGUGCUAUUAGAGAAAAAAGGCUCGCCAUGCUUAGAAAAAUUACAAAUUUUUAUAACCACAGGAAAGAAGGAUACAAAUUUUUUUUAUUAUUUGUAUUUUACAAUAGGUUACUGCUUGCUAUCAUAGUUGUUCCCCUUAUAAUAUGCAAUUUAUAAUAAAUAUAUAUAUUUUUUUAAUAAGUGUACAAUUUUGGUCAUGUUAUUUGAACAAAUUUUCUUCUAAGGCACAAACACAUGCGCAGAAAAUAAUGGCAAUUGUAGCCAUUUAUGUUUGUAUCGGCCUCAACCACUGAGGCAUGUCUGCGCCUGCCCCAUAGGACUGGAACUAAGAGCGGAUGGUCACACCUGCAUUGUCCCGGAGGCAUUCCUGCUCUUCUCCAGCCAGUCUGAUAUCUGCAGGGUCUCGCUCGAGACCAACCAAAACAAUCAAGUUAUCCCCAUCUCAGGUGUCCAGAAACCUACAUCUGUUGACUUUGAUAUUUCUGACAGUCGAAUCUACUGGACUGAUGUUAAGCUACAGGUCAGCACUUCAAUUGAUGACAUGGUUUAGUAUACUUUUAGCUCUGAAGUUCUUAAUGUUAUACUCCACAUUCAAAAUUCAAAUUAUUUAGAAAAUGAUGUGUUUUUUAAUUUAAAAAAACAACAACAUUCACUUGUUUUUUCAUGGUGAAAUAAUUGGGAGCUCUAAAACUAUAAAUUUUGUUCCUCACAAAUGAGUGCAACAAAUCAAUAUGUUUUGUUAAAAAUAUUAUUUCUUAGUUAAUUUUGGCCCAAUAACAAUAUUCAAUCAAAUUUUUUGUAAGUUAUUAAAAACAUAAUGUUGGGCUGAUUCUUUUAUCUCAUCCAGUAAAUCCAGAUGUUAACGAGAUUGUCUGCAUAUUGUUUUGCCAUUUUUUCCCCAGCACAUUAGCCGAGCCUUCAUGAAUGGCAGUUCCUUGCAGCACAUUAUCCAGUUUGGCCUGGAUUAUCCAGAAGGAAUGGCUGUUGAUUGGGUGGCACACAACAUUUACUGGGCUGAUACCCGCAAAAAAAAGAUUGAGGUGGCCAGAUUGGACGGGUCAUCUCGGAAAGUUUUGGUAUGGAGAAAUCUUGAUGGGCCAAGAGCUAUCGCUCUGGAUCCUGCAAAUGGGUAAAUAACUAUUUCACUCUAAAUACCAUUAGUUAACAGCCACUUUACAUUGUUAUUCUGAGCUAUAACAUUUGCACAGUUGACCACAGCUUAAACUAUUAAAUUUUCACUUCAUCUAGGUUUUAAUAUUCACCUGUUAUGUUCAGUUUUACUUUGAAUUUAUAAAUUAAGUCAUCUGUAAAAAAAAUGUUUUGCUGAACUUUUUUUUUUUAAAGUUAUUUUCCACCUAUGAAGGGAAAUUACAUAAAAUCUUAAUUUUCAAAGUUCUUGUACCACUGUGACCACUAAUGCCUGUUUAAAUUUACUACAUUUUUAAUGAAAACUGCUGCUUUAUUUGUGUAACAACAUUUAUAAAUAUAAUUCAGAUUAGGAAAUUUUCUAUACCGGUAUUUCUUUAUCUUCUAUAAUUGCUAUAAAUAUUAAUUCCAAUUUCUAUAAUUUUAAUAGCUACAUGUACUGGACAUUUAUGGGAGAGGAGGAGCAAGGACUGGAGAGAGCCCAUCUAAAUGGGACCAAUCGCAAAGUGCUGGUCACUAAGAUAGGGAGAACUCAGGAUUUAACUAUUGAUUACCAGGAACGUCGUCUGUACUGGACAAACCUAGACAACCACAGCAUUGUGUCAUGUGAUAUGAAUGGUAAGUAUUUUUUGUCAAGCCACAGUGGUAACUGCGUCACUGGUUUAAAAAGGUGUUCAUGAAGUUUGAGUUUGAUGUUCCAUAAAAAAGACUAGCUAUAUAAGCACAUUAGCUAAAUCUAGACCGAUCAGUUUAAAAAUCUAUUUGACUUCUUAGCCUUAUAAUCUAUUCAGUAUAAUUGAACACACAAUUUUGUUAUGCUCAAAGAAGGGAUAGCCCUUCUUAACUAGAUUUUAGACAGCAUACUAUGUCUUUUUUAUACUACUGUAUCACUUCUUUGGGUAUUUCCUUACACCUUUUAACUAGACUAUCUUUACUUAAUUAAAUUACUUAAAUGUAUUUUUUAACUAGACUAUCUUUGCUUCAAUGUAUUUUUAACUAGACUAUCUUUACUUAAAUGUAUUUUUUAACUAGACUAUCUUUGCUUAAAUGUAUUUUUAACUAGACUAUCUUUACUUAAAUGUAUUUUUUUAACUAGACUAUCUUUACUUAAAUGUAUUUGUUUGGGUAUAUCUUUUGCUCAUUAUAGCAGCCACAGGUAUUUAAGUUGACCCAACUGAAUUUCUGACUUUCAUGACAAUGUGCAUUCAUAGGAGAUGACAUGAGGGUGAUAGUUCAGUCUGACAUACUGGAGCCUAUGGGGUUGAGCCAGUACCAGGAUUAUGUUUACUGGACAGACAUCAAACAUAAGACAAUUGAAAGGGCCAACAAGAUAAAUGGGUUGAACAGGACACUGAUACAGAAAGACAUAGAAUUGGGGAUGGAUAUAUUGGUGUUUCACAGCUCUAGACAGCCAGGUAAGUCUAAAGAUUUAAUGUUUACUCAAUAUUGAAAACUUUAAAUGAAUUCUGUAAGGUAGAACACUUGUUUGAAUAAAACUAAAAAAAAAUAUUUUUUUUAAAAAAUAAAUAUAUUGAUGAAUUAUUUCCAUUGUUAAAAUUAUUAUUUUAAUUAUAUUAUACUUAAUAAGAAAAAAAUCUUAAAACAUGGUUUUUGUUUGCUAUAUUUGAAAAGUCAUAUGUAUGCAUAUAUUUCAGGUACAAAUGCCUGUGGUCGUAACAAUGGAGGUUGUUCACACCUGUGUAUGGCUCAUCCAGCCAAUACAUCCAACACAACACACCACUGUGCAUGCCCGACACAUUACACACUAAAUGAUGAUAGUCUCACCUGCUCAGGUAUUUUGACAAUUUUUUUUAACAACCUUUGUAGUGCCUUGAUAAGCUACUGGGUUUUUUAUUUAAAAAUUUACAUAAUAUGAUAGUAAUAAAAUAAUUAUAUUUCUACAUAUAUAGUCUAAUCUGUCAUGGUCAUAGCCUAACAUAUUUUUUUAAUUACUUGUAAAAUCUAAGUCAUUUAUUUGACAUUAGUUUAUUUCAACUUUAAACAAACAUUUUUUUUUAAUCUUUAAGAAAUUAUCAAAUAUGUGAUACAUUCAUUUAGUUAAAUGAUUAUGUAAAUGUGAAAUCUACCAAAUAAUAUAUUGCCCUUUUCAUGAAUGUGUGAUUGUAAAAUAUUCCUUUCACUUCCUUCCAAUUAAUGUUGAGCAGCCCCAAAACAGUACCUGCUGUUGUCAACCCGCAAUACGACCAUUCGUCUGGUAAUUGAUGUAGACAAUGCGGGGGAUUAUCCUGAAGUUGUUUUACCCAUCAAUGGCAUGAAGAACAUCAAAGCUAUCGACUAUGACCCUGUGGGAGAAUUCUUCUACUGGAUCGAGGGCAAACAAAAGAUCAAGAGGGCUCAUGAUAAUGGAACAAUGGUAGAUUUUAAUUCUUGUCAUUGCUGAUUAAAACAUAACUUAUGUUAUUGUGUAAACUUAUUCUACAGAGUUGUUAGAAUCGUUAUUUUUAUUUUGUGCCGUGAAAUGAGGGGACUUUGCCUAUAGUUUGCCUUUGUGAAUAAAUUUCAACAUGUUAAUUGAUCUAAAAACUAACACAAAUGCGCUAAUGUACAGUGUGGGUAUCUACACUUUGUUGUUAUAGUUGAAUGAAGUCAUAGUUUUAUCAGGUUGAGUUGAUUAAUAAGGUUUUUGGAGAUUUUUCAACCAAACGAAAAAUGGGGUGUCUUUUCCUUUGAAAUGAAAGACAGCGUAAUACAUGUAGAAUAAAUAGAAACAAAUAAAUAAUUUGCCUCUCUAUAUUUACUGUUUGAUCAUAAUAUUUUAUUGUAACGAAAGGUGGGGGGGGGGGGGGGGGGGGGGGGAAUAAUAUCACCAGUUCAUAUAAAAAAUAAUGAUCUAAUCUUUUCUUUCGAGGCAAACCUUCAUCAUAUUUUUUGGCCUUUACACCAUCUAAUGAUACUAUCAUAGCUUCAAUUUAUCUUUAAGUAAUUAUUUUUUGGCCCCCAGCCUUGGUCUUUAUGUGUUCCAUUGUUCAAAUACACAUCUCCUUAAAAAAAUGAAUGAUAUAUUUGAUAUUGAAAAGUUCUUAGAGUAAUCUAUCUUGUAUCAUUUCUCAACAGAUAAGCACAGUUGUGAAUGAUGUAGACAAUUCCUUCCAGCCAUUUGACAUAGCCAUAGAUCCUUAUGGGCGUAUGUUGUACUGGACAUCCGCUGCUAGCAAUGUCAUCAAUGUAACACGGCUUGAUGCUUUCAAUUCUCCCAUAGGUGUCAUUAUGUCUGCAGCCACUAACUUUAAACCCAGAUCCAUUGUUCUAUAUCCUGAGAAAGGGUUAGUAACAACAUUAUUUUAAAAAGUUAUAUUAAAAUAUAACCAUCCAUGAUAAAGAAUUACAUUGAUAUGUUUCAGGAUUUUAUUUUUUAUGUUGAGAUAUAAGUACAAGUUAGAGAGGUAAAUUGUUUCAAAUGGACAUAAUUGAAACUACCAGAAUUUGUCUGUUCUACCCUGGCUCAUACUUGUAUAACUAAGGCACCAUUUUUUAUACUUCAUAGUUUAACCAGCUCAUUACAUAACAAACACAAAUUAUCACUUAGAACUGUAUUCUGCAGAAAAAUGUUUUUCACAAAUAUGGUGAGUUCCCCGAGGAUCGAGAUGGCACUGAUGGAUGGAUCUGAAAGGACGACUUUGUUCCGAAAUAAUUUGGCUCAACCUCAGUCUCUGACGAUAGACCCCAAGGAGAAGAACCUUUAUUGGGCGGAUCCCUCACUCAGUCGUAUAGAGUCCUCGGAUAUUAUGGGAGGAAACAGAAGAGUACUGGUUGAUGGGCAGGUUAGUAGACAAAAGAAAAAUUGGUGCUUUUGGUAUCAAGGUAGAAACUGGUCAAGGAGUGAGAAUCAUACUGGUCAUGAAGUGAGAAUCAUAUUUUAAUUGACAUGUAAUUAACUUUUCCCCCCUUCAAAUUUAGCUAUUUUCUGUGGAAUGUGUUUUUUCAUUUUAUGUUGUUGAAGUCUUGAUGUCUCUAUGGUAACUGACAUUGUAUAAUAACAAGGGCUAUGAAGUGUAGCAAUCUGACCUUUGGCCGAAGAUUACCUUUGACGUGACGCACUUUGUCUAGAGGUCGGUCCCCUGCGUACUAGCCACAGAACAAUUUUUCAAUAGAACCCCUUUCUUUCUAGCUCCUACAGAGCUGACUCUUGCUCCAAGCAUCAACAAACAAUUCAGAGAUUCAGGUUUUCUUAUUUAUUGGCUAUGUGUGCCUAACAAUGGAAAAUUUAUUAGAAAUAAGCUCUGGUGUUCAGAAUAAAAAAAACUCCACAUACUAUACAAAACAGUUAAAGUUACACAAGUCCUCUUCCAUCCGUAGAAAAACUCACUGCCUUCACAAGACAAAAAUCAUACACCAUAUCCACAGCACUCGCCACUGUUCACUCCUUAAAAACUCAUCUCACACACGUUGUUCCUCCCGACACAGCACACCGGUCAUACCUUGACCGAGAAAAAUAAAAACUCGUGGGGCACACGGGGAAAAUAAACUCACCCACUAUUGGUCAAAUUAACAUUAUAAAAGUUGACACAGAAAAACUCACGCGAUCUGACCGUGACAAGACUCACAUUUUUAAUACCGGUAUGAAAAAAGGCAAAUCUUUUUUAAUAAGUUGGUUAAAAAUACUUUCCUUUGAUUUAAGGAUACCUAUUACUUACCUUAAUUUUUUUUGUGUAAAUGGACUUUUAAAAAAAAAUGUAAUAAAAAUAUAUUUUCAGGUUGGGGGUCCAAGAGGACUGGCAGUUUUUGGUAAAUUUCUGUACUGGCUUGCCAAGGAGCAGAACUUUGUUGAGAGGAUUCACAAAAAGACCGGAAACAAACGCUUGUGGGUGCGAGGUCGAAUCCCUGGGCUCAGUGAUCUCAUUGCAGUGGAGCACAGUAUCUCUGCUGGAUGGCACCCUUGCUUCAAGAACAACAGUGGAUGUUCCCAUAUUUGUUUCAGUGUUGAGGAUAAGAAAGCCAGAUGUUCCUGUCCAGUGCACCUGAUGCUGAAGCCUGACAAGCAGACCUGUGCUGAACCCCCAACAUGUGCAUCAGAUCACUUCAAAUGUCACAGUGGGGGUGUUCAGUGUAUUCCUUUGGUGUGGAAGUGUGAUUAUUCCUCUGAAUGCGAGGACAACUCGGAUGAGGAGAACUGUGAUGUCUGCACAGCUGAACAAUUUAAGUGUGCCAAUGGAGAAUGUGUGGAUAAGAAGCUGAAAUGUGAUGGCAGAAAGAAUUGUGCAGAUGGUUCAGAUGAGGAGGGGUGUUGUCAAGGGGACAAGUGUGAAUGUGCAGAUUGUGUUGGACAACCUGAAUGCACAGAGCAGUGUCUCCAGAAACCAACUCAAGAAAAAAGUAGCAAGACUCCUAAAGAUUACACAAUAGCCAUUGUGGUCGUGGUGGUCUUUUUAUUAGUUGUCAUAGGCCUAAUCCUCGUGUGCCGUCACAAAUCAAGUAGCUCAGCUUCUGUGGAUGAAGAUAUUGGCAUGGUGAAGAAACCAUUGAAUCCACAUAUUCCAUUCACUCAGGAGAGUUCUAGCCCACACAACACUUUAAGCAGGGGCAAGUCUCAGGCAACAGGAAUAUCAAUGGGUUCAGGUUCAGGUCCACCAUUUUAUGACAGGAAUCAUGUGACUGGGGCUUCAUCCAGCAGUUCAACUGUCACUCAAUACCCACAAGAGACUUUAAAUCCACCCCCUUCACCAGUGACUGACAGGUCAGUUUAUACUGCACCCAUUGGUGAUCACAAUGUGUCGCUUAACAGCCUGUCCUCAACCGUGCAGCGCUCCGGUGUGGGCAACGGAGGAGGGAGCCGGCGGCGCAUGCAUCACAGGCGACAUCAUCAUCAUCACCAUCAUCACAUUCCACCACCCCCAACAACACCAUGCUCCACGGAUGUCUGUGAGGACAGCGAGCCAUAUCAUCAAACAGUGCCGCUCCACACAUCCACCCCGUCAAACAAUAAGUACAGCGGUCGCUCUUCUCGAUCACGAUCCUCUAGAUCUAAUGCCAAAAAAUUUAAAUACUAUAUAAAUAACUCAGCAGUGGAGUUAAACUAUGACUCUGACCCUUAUCCACCUCCUCCUACUCCAAGAAGUCACUAUUAUUCUGAUGUCAGCUGCCCACCAUCACCGUCAACAGAGCGGAGUUAUUUUAACCCAUAUCCUCCACCCCCAUCACCUGUGGCUACCUCAGACUGCUGAUAUAUAUAUAAAUAUAUAUAGUAUGAAGUGGAUAUAAUCCUAGCUUGUUCACACAGCCUAACACUUAUACCUCAGGGGUGUAUUUUUGUUUCUUUGUGUGUGCAGACUUUUGUCCAGAAUUUUGUUUGUUCCAAGUGACCUAAAAUUGGGGUUGCUUCUGUGUAAUUAACUCAAGCUUUAAUUUUCAUUGUUGGUUUUUCAUUUUGUUUUAUUUAUAAUAAGUGUGAGGUGAAAAGUAAAAUUUUAAUGUUAGAUUUAUAUAUACAAAAUGGCACAGGGGUUUGAAUGUUGCUGGAAGGUAAAUCCAAAUGUGAAUGAAUAAAGUGAUCUUGAGACAUGAAUGCAUCAAUUCCUCUUGCAGGGUUAAAUGAGACAAUCCAAGUAUUGAUCCGGUGGUGUGUGGAGGGGCAGAAAAUGUACAUUGAAUGAAAAAUGGCAUUUUGUUUUUUAAAAACAAAACUUUUAUUGUAGAGUGAGUGCUUUGGACAAUGAACAACUUUAUUUUGUGUAUGUGUUUCAUUCUGUGGUGGAUUAAGAGCAAUGGGAGGAGGCAUAAAAACAUUUCCCCCUUAUAAUUUUUUAGAACAAAUAAUCUUUUUUUUUUUUAAAUGGGAAAUCCCUCUCUAUUGUUUGAAUCCACCACUCUCUGAUUGUUAUAUUAUCUAAUUUAUUGGCAUUGGACUAAUCUUAUCUUCAAAAGUGGAGGCUUAAUGGAGUUUGUAAACUAUCCAUAAAUCCAAGGUACGUGGUAUAUAAUCUCUAAUAAUUAUGUUUUUGGUUUACAUUAAUAAAUAUAAUGUAAUGUUACAAUAAAAAUAUUAAUUCUGAAUUACCCUAUUUGCUGGCAUAUCGGACAUACUCAAAAUACACCUCAAAUAUGGGAAUGAGUCUUAAUAUGAGUUGAAAUUUUGUGUGGUCAACAAAAGGUCUUAUAUGCCGCUGCAUUUUAUAAGCCGCAGCGUCCAAUAUGCCAGCUAACAUGUUAUGUUUCUAAAGAGGAAGGGGAGAUACAUUUUUUAAACAACUUUGAAUCUAUUUAGUUAAUGAAAUUCAACAAACUUUAAAGUAUUUAUGUGCAAAACAGAAAGGAUGAUCAAGCAAAAUUUCAUAAUGAUUUUCAAUUUCCUGCUUUCUCUGAGCUUAUCACGAUUAAAAAAAAAGAAAUCCUUGUCUAAAUUUAAAUGUAGUCAUUUUAACUAAAUCAUCAGAGUUACCAUAGAGCAUUAAACACAAAGAAGAUAUAGUAUAGCCAAACUUCAUCAAACUGGAGUAUGCCGAAAUCUUUAUCUAUUAUUUGUUAAAUUAUGUAGUUGUGACAUCAUGUGACUUAAACAAGUGUAUUAUAUGUAUAGUUGAUGAAUUUGUUACUGUGGUAAUAUUAUUCCUAUGGAAUAAUUGACGUGUUGUUUUGCUUUUCACUUAAGGUAACAGGUGAAGGCGCAAUCAUUAUUGAAAAAUUCAUUUCAUAUCAAUUUAAAAUCAAUUUUGUAUCCAUAAAGGGCAACCUCAAACUAAAGACACAUCAUGCCUGAAUUACUUUUAUGUACCAGACAUUAAAUUUGUAUCUUUUUCUUGUGACUGAAUUAAACUUGUUUGAGGUAAUGGAACAUUUCAUUAUCACAUUUAUACACAACAUUGUUUUAUCUUCAACAUGUUAAUUAUAAUUUGUGUUAACACAAAUCUGAAACUUUCAGUGAUUGUUAAUAAAGGAAUUCAAGCUUCAUAUUUCCUAAUGUUUCAAGAUGCCAGAUUUCUCUCAGCUCCUAGAUUGAUUGAUAAGCAUUUUAUGACAGAUAGGUUUUUCCUAAAGAUACUGAAAAAGAUAGCCUCCAGACACCUUCACAAGUUCUUCAUUCUUUUCUCCCUAUCUAGUUGAUAUGAAUGCACAACCAUUUCAUUUUCUCUUGAUCCAUAUGAAUCAAACUUGAUAUGAAUUUAAUUUUUUUUUUUUAAUUGUCUCUGUAUUGUCAACAGAUUAUACAAAGUGAACUUAACUUGUUUAGAUAAAGACCUUAAGCACUUACCUUUCAGAUUUUAAUAUAGAUGCCUACUUACAUAGAUGAUUCCCAUUUGCCAAGAGACUGUAUUUUGUGUGUAGAAUUAAAAAAGCUAUAUUUUUAAUCAUGUAUUGAUACUUAUACUUAUAACUCAUCACUAUCUAAAGUGAUCCUAGUUAUAUCUAAAUUCAAGAUUGUGAGAG
Molecule: messenger RNA, 31889 nt
Organism: Lymnaea stagnalis (great pond snail)
Lineage: Eukaryota; Metazoa; Mollusca; Gastropoda; Lymnaeidae
Source: the annotation of a GenBank genome assembly